Molecule: messenger RNA, 1434 nt
Organism: Laetiporus sulphureus 93-53
Lineage: Eukaryota; Fungi; Basidiomycota; Agaricomycetes; Polyporales; Laetiporaceae
Product: inosine monophosphate dehydrogenase
Exons: 11
Coding region: 238-1242 (334 amino acids)
Molecular function (GO): nitronate monooxygenase activity
Source: RefSeq, a predicted model, not a curated record
AUCGCUUAACGCCUCCUCAUCCUCGAUGAAACACCUGUCACAGAAGAAUGCUUGUCUGACAGCCUUGCGAGGCGAGCAUCAUAUGAUGUGCACUCGCAGUAAAGGCGCUCGAUGUGUAUGGUAGUAGGCUUGUGAUUCUCCGGCUCGAGAUUUAUCAGCUCGACCGCGAGCUGCCUUCCCCCCCAUCUGUGCUUUUUACGCAACUACCAUCAAACCUACACUGGUGCAGAGAAGAUAAUGCCACUUGUUACGCCGUUGACGAAGUUGUUGGGUAUCCGGGUGCCUGUCGUGCAGGGUGGCAUGCAGUGGGUCGGCCUGCCCAAACUCGUAGCAGCGGUCUCAAAUGCCGGCGGCCUCGGCAUACUCACCGCCCUCACUCAACCUGACCCGCACGCCCUUCGCGCUGCGAUCCGCGAAACACGCACGCUGACACCACACAACUUUGGCGUGAACAUCACCCUCCUGCCCUCGAUUAACCCGCCGGAUUACGAGGGCUAUGCGCGCGCCGCACUGGAAGAGGGCGUCCGCAUUUUCGAGACUGCGGGGAACAACCCUGCGCCGCUCGUGAAGCUGUUCAAGUCGCAGGGGUGCAUCGUGAUACACAAAUGUACGAACAUACGACAUGCGAAGGCCGGGGAGCGCAUGGGCGUGGACGUCUUGAGCAUCGAUGGCUUCGAGUGUGCUGGCCACCCUGGCGAGGAUGACAUCGGCGGGCUCGUUCUCCUCGCUCGCGCUGCACAAGAGCUCAAGAUUCCAUACAUCGCAUCAGGAGGCAUCGCCGACGGGCGUGGCCUGGCUGCUGCCUUGGCUCUAGGCGCUGCGGGAGUGAACAUGGGCACGCGGUUCGUAUGCACCGUUGAAAGCCCGGUCCACCAGAACAUCAAGGACAAGAUCGUCGCAUCCACCGAGCGGGACACGAUCCACAUCUUCCGCACGCUGCACAACACGGCACGGGUGUUCCGGAAUAAGGUCUCUGAAGAGGUCGUCGCGCUCGAGCGGCGGCCGGGCGGAGCAAAGUUUGAGGAGCUGCGUGAGCUCGUGUCUGGCCAGCGCGGGCGGAAGGUGUACGAGCUCGGCGACCCGGAUUAUGGUAUCUGGAGUGCGGGCGUGACGGUCGGGUUGAUCAAGGACUGCCCGACGUGUGCGGAGUUGUUGAGUAGGAUGGAGAGCGAUGCAGAGAGGAUCAUUGAGGGGAUGGCGCGCAUGCGGGUGCGGGAGGAGGACGUCAAGGCAAAGCUGUGAGAGGUCGGGUGUCAGGCACACGGUUCGGUCAGUCUGUAAUGUGCUAAUGGGUCUCGGACUUUUGUACAUUCUACCAUACUAUCGGGCGGCAUACGUAUUGGAAUUAGGUGUGACUGGCUUGCUGGAGGUCGCGAUCAAUGUCAAGAUCCCAUAGCAUACUGCUCCAUACACAUGAUCGGAGACCGUCAGCGC